Molecule: messenger RNA, 695 nt
Organism: Meloidogyne enterolobii
Lineage: Eukaryota; Metazoa; Nematoda; Chromadorea; Rhabditida; Meloidogynidae
Source: the annotation of a GenBank genome assembly
UGAUGAUUAAAAUAUACCUGGGUUACUUCUUAAGCAUUUGGGAGCAUUUAUUAUUAUCUUCGAUUUGUUUCGGACGAGGUUCGACUCAGUGGCAGGCGCCCCGAAUUGUUGAUUAUAAUGGAAAUACUUUAUUAACAAACGUGACAAACUUCUUUUUUACUCCAGUCCCACCAAAUGGCUUUUUAGAGGAAUUGCCAAAUAUUAACCAACAAGUAAAUAUUCACUCAUCUAUUAGAAAACUUGAAAUUGUUUCUCGACUUCCUUUAAAAGAAAAACAAAAAAACCGAUACAAAAGAGAUGAUGGAAUAGAAGAAGAAGAAGGGGAAGAAGGUGGAAAUAAUUUAGAAACAGAUGAAGCUGAGGGAGAAGAAAAAUUGGAAGAAGAAAAAAAUGAAAAGAAUCGAGGGGUUAGAUUAAUAGUUGAUGAAAUUGAAGAUAAAUCUUUGCCUUCAUCGUCGCAAAUAAAAGAUCGCAAAACAUUUUCAAAGAAGGGACAAACUGCUGGGAAAAAUGAAAAUGGAAAGUUAGUAAAUUCUGGAAGCCGUCAAAGAGGUUAUUUUGGGAGUUUAACUACUAAAAUAAUGAAUUUCCUCUUCAAGUGGCACCAUCUGUCCCGAAAAAAGUUGAUGGAUAUUCGGCAAAUAAAUCAAAUAUCAACAAAAAUUUUGGACAGCAAACAACUAAAUCAACGUUGA